CACUUCGCUUCCAUCGUCUCUCCUUCAAUCCCUCCUCUCGCCUCGUUUCCCUCCAUUUCGAAUUUCCGAUCACCUCUCACGGUCCCACCAAACCCUCGCCCCACCAGGCGCGCGGACCGGAUGGCGUCCUCCGCCGCGGUGGCGCAGCUGCUGCCGCCCGGGCCAGGCGCGGAGAGCGCGGCGGCCGCCGCCCUCGCGAACGUCCUCCGCCCCGGCGGCGGCGACGCCGAGGCCGCGCGCGCGGCGCUCGACGCGCUGUGCGCCGCCGGAGGGGACGCGGUGCGGCGCCACGCGGACGACCUCACGCCGCUGGUCGUCGGCCGGCUCGGGGACGGCGACGCGGCCGUGCGGGAGGCGGCCAGGAGGUUCCUCAUGCUGCUCAUGGAGAUGAAGGAGAUGAAUGCAAGAGUUGAAAAUAUACAAACUGCUUCUAGCAUAUCAGAUGUCCAGCACAGUAAUUGUAUGGCUAUAGAAGUUGAAUCUUCUGAUACCACUCAAGUAAGGAGAAGUCCCAAACAUAAGAUAAGCACAAGAGAUAUGUCACAUCUAGCAGGAGAAGGAGAUAUUACAAGAAAAUCAGUUGAACCUAUAAAGGUAUUCUCUGAGAAGGACCUGACAAAGGAAAUAGAAAAAAUAAUGUCUACUUUACAAGCAGAUAAUGAGUGGUCAAUCCGGAUAACUGCAAUGCAAAGAGUGGAAGGCAUAGUUCUUGGAGGUGCUGCAGACUAUUCAGCAUUCCCCAUGCUUAUAAAGCAACUCGUGACCCCUCUUAUAACUCAGCUUCUGGAUAGGAGAUCUAGUGUUGUAAAACAGGCAUGCCAUUUGCUAAUUUUCCUGUCAAAAGAGUUAUUACGUGACUUUGAACCAUGUGCUGAAUUGCUUAUUCCGGCCCUUCUUAAGAAUGUCGUGAUCACUGUUUCUGUAAUUGCCGAAUCGGCUGAUAACUGUAUAAAAGAGAUGCUCCGGAACUGCAAAGUAGCUCGCAUUCUGCCAAGAAUUAUUGAAUUCGCAAAGAAUGACAGAAGUGCAAUUCUUCGUGUCAGGUGCUGUGAGUAUGCAGUAUUGAUGCUUGAGUACUGGGUUGAUACUCCAGAAAUGCAGAGAUCAGCUAAUCUUUAUGAAGACCUGAUAAAGUGUUGCAUAUCAGAUGCAACUAGUGAGGUUCGAUCAGGUGCUAGAGCAUGCUACAGGAUAUUCUCCAGGAUUUGGCCUGAACGUUCCCACCAACUGUUCUCAUCAUUUGAACCAUCUAGGCAAAAAAUGAUAAAUGAUGAUGAUGUUGAGGCACAUCAAAAGCACCUUUCCCCGGUAGUUAAGCUAAGGCACCCUCAAUCUAAUCCUUGUAUCCCAACUGCAAUGGACAAAGUUGUCAAGGUUGAUUUGAGGACAUCAUUUCCUUCUGAAGACCAGCAAUCAGCGCUGGUGAAAAUAUCCCUUCAACUUGAUGAUAUGACCUCCAAAAGUUCAGCUGAAGACAUUAAAGAUGGGACUUUAGCUACUGGACAUCCAUUUGAAGAAAGGAGAGAACUAGAAAAAGAAAGAGUUCCAGAUGAAUACCCUGAUAAAUGUGAUUCAGAUAAUAAUGCAGGUAUCAGUUCAAUAUCUUGUGAUGUGCCUUCUGCCACUCCAUUUGAAUCAGCUCCAGAAAUUUCAUUGUCUGAAUCUACAAUUGUAACAAUUGUUCAAGACAAGGCUGAGUGCAGGCCAAAUACUGAGCAGCAGAAAAGUUCCCUUCAAGUUGGAUCGAAAGAUUCAGAAAAAUUGUUAAAGCAAAGCUUUGCUAAAACAAGCUCCGAUGGAAGCUCGCGUGUACAACCAGGGACUCAGCAGGUGGAGAAGCACUGUGUUAGCAGUAGCACUCCUCGUAAAGCUGUAGUUCAUAAGGAGCCACAGAACAACUACACUCCUAACUUCCGGAGACCUCUCUUGAGUAAGCAGAUGACAAAUUUGUUUUAUGCCAGUACAAGAGGUGAUUUAGAUAGUAAACAACUCAUUUGGGGUGAAAUGGUCAACAGCAUGGACGUUCCCUCAUCUCUCACAGAGGCACUUUCUUUAGGCGUUAACCCAAGGUCAGAUUGGAUGAUGAGGGUAUAUGCAUUCGAUUUCUUACGACAGUCUUUGCUAGAGAGGGGACCAAAAGGCAUUCAGGAAGUUGCACAGAAUUUUGAGAAGGUCAUGAGGUUUGUUAGUCGGUACUUGAAUGAUCCACAUCAUAAAGUGGCACAUGCUGCCCUCUUGUCACUUGCUGAAAUCAUGCCAGUUUUCAAGAAGCCUUUUGAACAUUAUCUGGACAAGAUGCUGCCCCAUAUUUUCUCUCGAUUAAAUGAUCCAAAGGAAUCAAUAAAGCAGAAAUGCUUAGCAAUUUUGAAACUUGGAGGUGAGAUUUUCUCCAUUGAUUCUCUCUUACCUGCUCUACUUCGUUCACUAGAUGAGCAGAAAUCUGCCAAGUCAAAACUGGCUGUUCUUGAGUUUGCAAAUGCUUCCUUUGUAAAAUGCACAGUCAAUUCUGACAGCUAUUCUAGCAGCAGUUUUCUUAAGCCAUGGCUUGGGAAGCUAACUCUUUUGUUUAAGGAUAGAAACAACAAGUUAAAAGAGGCUGCAGUGAUUGGUUUAUCUUCAAUCUAUUCUCAUUAUGACCCUGCAUCCAUGUUGAGCUUUCUAGUUACCUUGUCAAUGGAAGAACAAAAGCAACUUAGAUGGGCAAUGAAGCAGUUAAUCCCUAUGAUUGAGAGUGAGUUGGAAGAGUUCUUGCAGCAAAAGAGACAUAAACAAAAUGUGCCAUCUUUUGAUCGCUUUGCUUCUACUGAUCAACGUCAUGCUAAAAGUUUUGUUGAAAAGCAAAAUAAACCCCAGCAGCAUGACGCCUGCCAAUCUAAUUAUUAUGGAGCUGACGAUAUAUUUAGCUCUGCAUUCCAGUAUCUCCCAAAUAUUCCUUUAGAAGUCUAUGAGCACCAUACUGGGAAGGUUGAAUCUGUAUCUGGUAAUGAAUCUUAUGGCCAAAAAGCUGAAAUAAUGGACAAAGGGUCUAGUACUACAAGGCUAAGCAGUGGUUUCCCCGGGAGAUCUGAUUAUAGCGUGCUAUCAGAGAACACAGUUGAGAGUCGAAGCAAGGAUGUCUGGAUAAAUGACUUUCAGAGUCACGGUCCAGGCAUUUCCCAGACGUAUCAUCAGGACACACCAAGUCAAAUGGACAAAGGUCCUGAGACGGGCGGCCAUUCGGUGUUGAUCAAGAAUUUACAUCAGAUGUCCUCUUCCCUUCUUGAGAUGCUUGAUAAUCCAGAUGAAUCCACCAGAGAGUUUGCACUUUCUUUGUUGGUUGAAAUUCUCGAAAAGCAAGGAAAGGCAAUGGAGAAUUGUAUCGAGGCUCUUGUAGCUAAGUUGCUGCAUGCAACCAAAGGUGCUGCCUUGAAGGUUGUAAAUCAGGCCCAUAUCUGUUUGACAACUGUGGUUACUAAAUUUGACCCAGUGAGAUGCCUCAGGGCAAUUGCUUCUCAGUUGGUCUGCCAUGAUGAGAAAAUUCUUGUUGUCAGCAUUAAUAGUUUGAGCAAGCUCGUGACUCGAUUGUCACAGGAUGACCUCAUGACUCAGUUGUCAACAUUUCUUCCCGCGCUCUUGGAUGCCUCCGAAAACCAUAGUCCAUAUGUUCGCAAGGCCGUUUUGCUGUGCCUGGCGGACACGUACCUGAAGCUGGGCCCGGUCUUGCUGCCGCACCUGGACCGGCUGGACGGCGCGCAGCUGCGGCUCGUCGUCACCUCGGCGGCCAGCAGGCUGCCGUCCCGGAGCAAGUUCGUCGCGGCGGUCGACGUUUGAUUGGGCAGAAGCAGGUUCUACUUCUAGCAAGCAGAGGUGAGGGGAGAGCACUGGGUCAUGAAGGCCCAUGGUGCCCUAAAUCCACUACCAAAAAUCAUGAAAAAAAAUACUUUUGAACUUAUGGUAUCAAUAUUUAGAAUUUCAGCUUCAAAUACAACCUAUGUUGGGAAUAACAAAAAGGAGAAGAAAAAAUGUUGGCAAAACUGUCGGCCAUAAUUUUCUCAAUUCUUUUGUAAUCCUAACAUAAGUCUUAUUUGGAUUUGAAAUUUCAGAUGUAGAUACAGUAAGAUCAGAAGUACCGUACUCUCCAAAAGGUGGUUGCACGCCACGGAAGUAGUACUAGAUUUGUAUCAAUAUUACGUACGCAUCUGGGGUUUGGCCCCCUAUUUAUGCCCAUGUGGGGGCGCCGGGCAAGGGCAAAUCCGAUCGGAAUCGAUUUAUGAGGAGAGAUCUGCUAUAGCUGCGGCAGUGAUCACCGCCGGGGGGUAUCCUGAAAUGUGUAGUCAGCACAGGGUACUGGAGCGUACUACGUCUUGUUCGUGCAUGCAUGGAUGCACCCUUGGUUGUUGUUGUUGGUUACAUACACAUGUGUUGUGAUUUAAUCAAGGGAAACAAUAAUGGAGUUCGUAUAUGUAAGUGUUACUAUACGGAUAAUAAAGCUGUGAAGUUUCUUCCA
Brachypodium distachyon (stiff brome) is the source of this 4486-nucleotide messenger RNA. RefSeq names its product CLIP-associated protein. Gene Ontology annotation, biological process: microtubule cytoskeleton organization. The coding region runs from base 121 to 3810 and encodes 1229 amino acids. The transcript has 18 exons. Gene Ontology annotation, molecular function: microtubule binding. Gene Ontology annotation, cellular component: cytoplasmic microtubule. The record is from RefSeq and is a predicted model, not a curated record. NCBI's taxonomy places the organism in Eukaryota, Viridiplantae, Streptophyta, Magnoliopsida, Poales, Poaceae.